Messenger RNA from Anguilla rostrata (American eel), 2013 nucleotides. RefSeq names its product zinc finger protein 385D-like. The transcript has 9 exons. The record is from RefSeq and is a predicted model, not a curated record. The coding region runs from base 231 to 1463 and encodes 410 amino acids. Gene Ontology annotation, cellular component: nucleus. Gene Ontology annotation, molecular function: nucleic acid binding; zinc ion binding. Lineage: Eukaryota; Metazoa; Chordata; Actinopteri; Anguilliformes; Anguillidae.
GAGAGAGAGAGAGAGAGAGAGAGAGAGAGAGAGAGAGAGAGAGCAGCGCUCAGAAUCAACCUGAGCAGCGGCGAUGUUCUCCUCCCACGGAUCGCAGAGCGGAACAGAGUCAGUCGCGUAGCAUGAGACGCGUCCGCGGCGGCGCCCGUCGACACCACGCCGAAGUUCCCACGGGAUCCGGAGGGGAGAGCCGGAGUUUUCCGUGAAAACCUGACCCACGAGGAGCAGCAAUGUAUUUCGGUAACCCCUGCCACAGCUCGGUGCUGUCCACCUUGGUGCGUGCUGCGUUUCCGGCGACCACGCCCACCCUGGACCUCAAACCGCUCCUCCCGUUCGCCCUGGACUCCGCCCCCGCCGUCGGCUUCCUCCCCGCCUUCAGCACGGCUGUGGUGAGACUCUCAGGUACAGAGCCGGGCUCUGCUCUGCGCAGCUGGAAGGCUGGGUUAGCCAGCAGGAGGAUGUGUAUGGACCCGGUUCAGAAAGCCAUAAUGGGCCAAACCCUGGGCCUCCUCCCCGCCCCGGCCAAGAGCAAACAUCUGGUGUCCUGCACCCUGUGCCAACUGAACUUCAACUCAGAGAACCAGGCCCUGGCCCACUUCAAAGGCACCAGACACACCAGGAAGCUGCGCGUUCUGGAGGCACCAGACGCCCGCCGCAAAGCUGCUGAUGCGGUUGCCAAGGAAACCGCCAGGAAGGACCCCCCGGAGAGCAUCUCACCCAACGGCCUCCUCCCCAGCACCCACGCCACAGACUGCGAAGCUGGAGCGGUCUCGCCCCCCAGCACAGGGGCGGAGCUAUCCGACGGCAGCGGGUCAGCGCAGGUGGAGACGGCCCCUGACCCCACACCGGGGGCCAAUCCCAGCGCCCCUGGGGUAACGGAGGCGGAGGUGGGCGAGGAGACGGAGGAAGAGAAGGCCAAACGGCUGCUCUACUGCUCCCUGUGCAAGGUGGCCGUGAACUCCGCCUCCCAGCUGGAGGCACACAACAGUGGCACAAAACACAAGACGAUGCUAGAGGCUCGAAGCGGUGCGGGGGCCAUCAAGUCCUUCCCCAGGCAAGGGGUCAAAGGUCGGCUGGCUUCGCCCACCACCUCGGCCACGGGCCUUCAGAACAAAACGUUCUUCUGUGAGAUCUGUGACGUGCACGUGAACUCCGAGACACAGCUCAAACAGCACAUCAGCAGCCGGCGGCACAAAGACCGGGCGGCGGGGAAACCGGCGAAGCCCAAAUAUAGCCCCUACAGCAAGACAGCCAGGACCCCCAGCGCUCUGCCUGUGCAUCUGGCGAAGCCCCUCCCUGCGGGGCUGAUUCCGGGUCACGUGACGGCCGCUGGGGUCCCGCCCAUCUCCAUAAGCUCCGCCCCCGCGCUAGCCGCCGCCCUCUUUCAGACGCAGAACCUGCUCCGCCCCGCCCCCGGACCCCUGCGGACUGCGCACUCACCCGUACUGUUCUCCCCCUACUGAGCCGGGCCGAACCCGGGCCAGACCCGGGCCAGAUCCGGGCCAGACCCGGGCCAGAACCAAACCCUGCCAGACCUCUCGCUCCCCUGACUGGGGUGUGAGCCGGGCCAUUCUGGACUCUUUAAAGCCUCAACCCGCCCCCCCCCCCCUGUGGAAUGGUUCGAUCCAGAACUCUCGCAGAUGUCGUUGACCAGUGCCUGAUCCAAGACGACCUGUGACCCCUGUCUGGACCGCAACCCAUCAGAACGUUCCGGUGUGAUCUGGAACACGCCCCUGACACCCAGAGCUGCAAUAAUGUACCGACUGCACCAAGGAGCAGAUCAGUGCUGAACCAGAACCAGACCCAGAACCAGGGAACUGAAAGCACGAAAGAGAGGAAAGAUACAGUGUUUCUCAAAGUCAUUCCAGCUAUGAAGAGCAGGGCUUAUGGAAACACAGGCCUGUGUGUGUGUGGGGAGUGCCCAGACACAGGCUUGCCUUGCAAAGCACAGUGAUGUCAGUUGCUGUCUGUCAGUGACCAGUGCAUUUCAAAUAAAGAGUCUUAAUUUCUUAA